Molecule: messenger RNA, 4729 nt
Organism: Mercenaria mercenaria
Lineage: Eukaryota; Metazoa; Mollusca; Bivalvia; Venerida; Veneridae
Product: glyoxylate/hydroxypyruvate reductase A-like
Exons: 8
Molecular function (GO): NAD binding
Source: RefSeq, a predicted model, not a curated record
CACUGCCUGGUAGCUAUAAUUCAUUCUUACUUACAUAAAAGUUUAAAGCAUACUUUAAAGUGUCAUGUCAUUUUUAAAUCCAUUCCAGGUGUAGAAACUUUAAUCAAAGAAAUUGGAAAAGAAAAGCCACCGUCAUUUACAAUUACAAGGAUGGGUGGUGCUUUUAGCAGAUUCAUGGCAGAAUAUGUGCUUGGUUACGUUCUGACGAAAGAGAGAUCUAUUAUUGAAGUAGCUAAAGACCAGGAGACAAGGAUGUGGAACAAAAAGAAGUACAGUCAUUACAGAAGUUUGACAGACCUAACUAUUGGAAUACUUGGAGUCGGAGAAAUAGGUCAAGAAGUGGCAAGGUUGUGUAAUGCCUCAGGUAUGAAAGUUAUUGGUGUAACUCGAAGCCAGCCAUCAGAGGAAAAAAGAUGUCCAGCUGUAUCACAAUAUAGAACAACAUCAGAGUUAGCAGAAGUUCUGCAUGACAGUGACUAUGUUUGCAAUAUUUUACCUAGCACUCCAGAAACACGCGGGCUAUUAUCAGGGGACAUGUUCUCCCAUUGUAGACCCAAGAAAAGUGUUUUCAUCAACAUGGGACGAGGUGAUGUUAUAGAUGAACAGUCACUAGUCAAGGCAAUUAGGGAGGGAUGGAUAUGUGGUGCUGUGUUAGAUGUGUUUCAAACAGAACCUUUACCCGAGGAAAGUCCUUUAUGGAAUCUUCCAGGUGUAAUUAUAACACCACAUAUAGCUGGGGUGUGCUUAACCAAUCAGGUUGCAGAAAAUUUUGUAGAAAAUUAUAAACUUUACUGCGAAAAUAAACCACUCAAAUUUCAAGUGGACUUUCAGCGUGGAUAUUAAAUAACAUGUGAUAACCACUCAAGUUUCAAGUUAACUUUUGGCCUGGAUGUUAAAUAGCAUGUGAUAAAUCACUCAAAUUGCAAGUGGACUUUCAGCCUGGAUGUUGAAUAGCAUGUGAUAAACCUCUCAAAUUCAAGUGGACUUUCAGUGUGGAUAUUAAAUAACAUCUGAUAAACCACUCAAAUUCAAGAGGACUUUUCACAUAGGUAAUAGAUAACAUGUGAUAAAUCACUCAAAUUCAAGACUUUCAGCUUGGAUAUUAAAUAACUUGUGAUAAAUCACUCAAAUCCAAGAGGACUUUCAGCAUGGAUAUGAAUUAACAUGUGAUAAAUCUUCAAAAUUUCGAGUGGACUUUCAUUGUUGAUAUGAAAUAACAUGUGAUGAACCACCCAAAUUCAGCAUGAAUGUUACCAACCACUCAAAUUUCAAGUGGUCUUUCAUCAUGGAUUUUAAAUAACAUAAUGAUAAUUACAUUAUUAGCUGCUAGUUCUAACUUUUGCAGUGAUGUUUACAAAACACAGCGACUCAUUUAUUUGUUUUCUAAAGAUAUCUGUCUACCUAGAUUUCUAGAAAGUAGGCCCUUUUAUCUCUAUAUAUUGUUAGCGAUUUUUUCAAAGAUAUCUAAUGCCAAUCUUUUUCAUAAAAUAUUUACUUUAUAUGCAGAAAAUACUAAUCAAAUGUAUUUAACUUUACUAGAUAUAUAAAUUAGUUAUGUAUUUAUAUACAUUUAUAAUUAAAUGUUAUACACAUUAACGAUCAUUUCUUGAUUUUAGUUUGACACUGAAGAAUAGGUAAAGCUAUUGCACUCACCCAGUGGUUUGUGUCUGCAUCCCAAAUUUGGUAAAUUGUGUAUAUAAACUGGUAUCUCAGUAACAAUAUGUGGGAUUGGAUUUAAACUUAAUGCUUAUGAUUACUUUAAUGAACUGACUUACAGUGCAGUGCACAGGUUCCAUAACUGUGUCUGUGUACAAAAUUAUGCCCCUUCUUCGACUAUGCAAUUUUAAACCGAUAGUUGAGUAUGUCUGUCCCCCAGACAUAUUGUAAAAGCAUUAAUAUUUGUAGGUGGCUAAUUUUUGUGGACUUUCUGGCUGCAUUAACUUUUACCCAGUUAAAUUUCUAUAAUGAACUUGUCCAUCUUUCAAUUUGGGAAGUACCAUUAACUGUUAAAAGGGAUGCUUUCCAAAAAGUUACUGACUGAAUGGCGAACAAUGGAGAUCUUGAUCAGACUGCACAGAUGUGCAGGCAAAGGCUUAGUUGUGUUCAGCAUGAUAAGGGUUAAUACAUGAAAUCUUAUCCCAAUCAACAUAUACAAUUCUUGUUCAGUUUUAUCUUCAGAGUUUGAAAUCAACAAUUUCAUAUCCUCUUGGUCAGUAUCUUGUAAUUUUGUGCCAAUAAAAGUAAAUAAUUAUGUCUCUCCCCUAUAAAAUGGGGGAAACAUAUUGGUUUUGCCUUUGCCAUCCGUCUGUCUGUCCGUCCACAUUAAGCUUGUUCGGCUUUUAAGGUCAAACUGCUGGCUGGAUUUCCACAAAACUUCUAAAUCUUGUCCAGUUUUCACAGGUCAAACUGCUGGCUGGAUUUCGACGAAACUUCACAGGAGUGAUCAGUAUCAAGCCUAGUUAUGCAUAUCGCUGACAUGUUCUGCUUUGCUGCACAAAAAGGCCACCAGAGCUAAAGAAUAGAUUAAUCUUGUCCGGCAUUCACAGGUCAAACUGCUGGACAGAUUUCGACGAAACUUUACAGGAGUGAUCAGUACCAAGCCUAGUUGUGCAUAUCGCCGACACGUUCCACUUCGCUGCACAAAAUGGCCUCCAAAGCUUAAGGUAUACAUAGAGUGGAGACAUAUGUUAUUGUGACAAAAACAGCUUCUAGUUUGACAGUAUUUUUGAGUUUCCCUGUACAUUUUAUGACUUACUUAGUACAGUUUAUACAUUGUUCUGUACUGUUUUGAGAAUUAUCAUAUACAUUUAGAAAAUUAUUAUAUACAUUUAUCAGGUUGUUUACUGUGGAUGGUAAGCUUUAAAUUUGACAAGUGCAUUUUACAUGCAGUUCUGGGCAUUUUGUUAGUUAGAAGGUACAUUUUGUAAGUUGUUGUGUAUACUUGACAGGUCAGAUAGUAUAUUUUCUAUAAUGGGCAUAAUAGAUGCAUAGGAAUCUACAGUCAAAGAGAAAGUGUCCUUUAGAGUACAAUAUAUGGCAAAUAGAGCUUUGUGCACACUGCUAAGACUUUAGAACUCUCACUUAGUAUUUGAGAUGUUGAUGUGUACAUUGAUUGCUAUCAAAUAUCUGUAUUAAACCCACUAGUUACAAUACUUUACAAACUACAUGUAUCUACUCUUGUCUUCUGUAUCUAGAUUUGUUUGUCUUCUUUAGUUUUAUAUCUGUAGAUUUGUAUCUGUUUGUAUUAACUCAUUCCCUGCUAAAUUUCUAUAAUAAAGUUAUUGAUCUUUCAAUUUGGACAGUACCAUUAACUGUUAAAAGGGCUGCUUAUAAAAGAAAAACUGACUGAAUGGCGAACAGUGCAGAUCAUAAUCAGACUGCACGGGACUACACUUGUCGCAAAUGCAGAAUCUGUCAUGUCUAGCAUGAUAAGGAUUAAUAUUGUAAAAGCUUUUUUGAAAAAUGUGUGUGCCUGUAAAGAUUACUAUAGAAGUGUGGUAUAAAAGUUGUUUUUGUACAUUUUACAAGUUUUUCCAUGCAUUAUACAAGUUGCUGCAUUUGGUAGGAUGUUCUGUAUAUUUAUUUUGCAAGUUGAUAUGUGCACCUUACAUGCUGUAUUGACACAUUUUACAAGCUUUCAUUAAUUUUUUACAUUUCACAAGUUGUUGAUGUGGUAGCUUGGAGUCACCAGCUAUUUAUGCAUGCCACUAUGUUGUUGUUGUUUUUUCAACAUACAGAAAGUCUUGUCAUAUGUUAGUUAUUAUAAAUAUUAAAAUUAUUCUGCAGAUUAUUUUGUGUGACACAGCAUAUUAUGACUUGUACAUUUUGCAACAUGUGCUGUGUGUUUGACCAGUCUUAUAAUCCCUGCCCGCUUAGCUCAGUAGGUAGAGCGUUGGUCUACAGAUCGUGGGGUCGUGAGUUCGAUCCUCGGGCGGGGCGUAUGUUCUCCGUGACUAUUUGAUAAACGACAUUGUGUCUGAAAUCAUUAGUCCUCUACCUCUGAUUCAUGUGGGGAAGUUGGCAGUUACUUGCGGAGAACAGGUUUGUACUGGUACAGAAUCUAGGAACACUGGUUAGGUUAACUGCCCGCCGUUACAUGACUGAAAUACUGUUGAGAAACGGUAUUUAACCCAAAACAAACAAACAAACAAAAUAAUAACAUCUUUAAUGUUCAUUUUAAUUUUUCUGUUUGAACCUUUAAGUCUUACCUACAUCAGCAACUUUCUGCUCAGUGGCACAUUAAUGUUGUUGGCAGAAAUUUUCCACUACCGGUAUAUAUUAUACCAGAUUUAUAAAAGAAAAUACAUGUAGUCAAUUAUAGACUACAAUAUAUAGAAAAUGCAUCAACCUGAAAUUAAAACUGGAACUACAGAACAAAUAAAUAAUGUACAGAGGAACUAAUAGAACCUUGCAUCAAUCAGAAAAUAUCUUUAGAAUGCAUGGAAACAACUAGCAACUUAUAAAAGGUACAGAAAAAUUACUACAAUAAAGAAAAUCUUAAAUACAUUUAAAACAACUGACAAAUUGUACAGAGAAAAAAAUUGUAGAAUGUAAAAACAAAAUUUAGGUGCAAAGAGGCAGUUAAGGCUGUUAAAAAGUUUCGGCUCAACAAAUACCUCAAUGUAUGAUCUUAAUCUACUUACGACUAUUUAUUUGUUUGUACCAGAAUUUAAUAAAAAAGUGCAUUGUUACAAAGGUCUUCAUCUUUUUACUUUUGUACGGAAUAUGA